AAUUCUGUCAUGGAUCUGGACGAUCCGGAGGCCAAUCCGGACGAUAUCAAGGCGCUCCAAGCCAAGUUCAAGAAAGAAGUUCUGGGCACAUUCAAAGCAAGUGCAUUUUUCUACAACUGCGAUAGGUCUCGCUUCCAAAGGGUGUACAUCUUGAUUCUGGAUCUACGUUCAGCCUACGAAUGA
This is a messenger RNA of Cylindrotheca closterium, 183 nucleotides long. The record is from the annotation of a GenBank genome assembly. NCBI's taxonomy places the organism in Eukaryota, Bacillariophyta, Bacillariophyceae, Bacillariales, Bacillariaceae.